Messenger RNA from Triticum dicoccoides, 1503 nucleotides. RefSeq names its product zinc finger protein WIP6-like. The record is from RefSeq and is a predicted model, not a curated record. The transcript is spliced from 2 exons. Gene Ontology annotation, biological process: regulation of gene expression; anatomical structure development. Gene Ontology annotation, cellular component: nucleus. NCBI's taxonomy places the organism in Eukaryota, Viridiplantae, Streptophyta, Magnoliopsida, Poales, Poaceae. The coding region runs from base 152 to 1219 and encodes 355 amino acids. Gene Ontology annotation, molecular function: DNA-binding transcription factor activity.
GACGAGCUAGCUAGCCUCAGGCGCAGCUAGUCAUAGCUUUCUUUCUUUCUAGGCAGCACACCUCUCUUCCUCUCCAACGCUUGUUGCUCCCCUCGCUUCCAAUCCAGCCUACUCAACUCAAACUUCCACACGCCGGGAGAGAAAGAGAGCCAUGCACAGCUACAGAGCCAUGCACCCCCACCCCCACCCGUACCACACCGCCCCUGCCCCUCCGACCAAGAUGGCCAGUGGUGGCCAUGGCGGCGCCACCGAGGAUGACGACCAGUCCAUGCUCCUCCUCUCCCUCUGGCCGCCCGGCCACCACCACGACGCAGCGGCCUCCUCCUCGGCGUGCUCCUCCCACUCCGUGGCCACUGCCGCGCACUCCACCGCGUCUUCGCCCUGGUUCAACCCAAGCCAUGUCUACCAUGGCUGUGGCGUUGGAGGCGGCGGCGGCGGCGGCGGCAGCGGCAGCUUCUUGUUCCACGAGCAGGACCCUAACGUGAGCGUGUCACUCUCCAUCGCCCCUCCGUCUCCGUGCGGUGCCAAUCUGGCUCCCUGCGGCGGGAGCUUCGCCGCGCCAGUCGCGCCGCCCUCGGCCGCCACGGCGGGCGGGAACCAGGUGCCCAGCCAGUACUGGAUCCCCUCCGCCGCCGAGAUCCUCGUCGGCUCCACCCAGUUCUCCUGCGCAGUCUGCAACAAGAGCUUCAACCGCUUCAACAACAUGCAGAUGCAUAUGUGGGGGCACGGGUCGCAGUACCGCAAGGGGUCGGAGUCGCUGCGGGGGGCGGUGACGGUGGGCACGGCUGCGCCGCCGCCGUCGCUGAUGCGGCUGCCGUGCUACUGCUGCGCGGAGGGGUGCCGGAACAACAUUGACCACCCGCGGGCGCGGCCGCUCAAGGACUUCCGCACGCUGCAGACGCACUACCGCCGUAAGCACGGCGCGCGGCCCUACGCGUGCCGCCGGUGCGGCAAGCGGUUCGCCGUGCGCGGCGACUGGCGCACCCACGAGAAGAACUGCGGCAAGCUGUGGUUCUGCGUCUGCGGCUCCGACUUCAAGCACAAGCGCUCCCUCAAGGACCACGUCCGCUCCUUCGGAGGCGGCCACGCGCCGCACAUCAUUGAGUCCGUGACCGUCGACGAGGAUGAGGACGAGGACGACGAGCACGACGACGGCGACCUGCAUCUGUACGAUGAGAACGGCAACGCCGGCGAUGGCAGCGACAUGGUCUUGCUCUAGACAACUCCUCCUUCUUCGUUGUUAGCUUUGUUGCCUGCACGAUGUCUUUAGUUAGUACUAGUCCACUAUGGUACGUAGCUUCUAGGUUUAGUUUCGCAUUGCUUCCCAAGUGCAUCAUCAUUAGUACGUCCAGAGUGCUUGCAUGGCGAGGUGUUACUGCCCUAGUGCAAGCUUAAUUAACUACAACUGUAUGUCUGUGUGUCUGUCUCAUGGAAGAAGUGUCGUAGUACGUACGGUCAGAGUCAUGCCGAUCGACCGAGAUGUGGUAGUGUACUGUGUCAUGG